This is a messenger RNA of Herpailurus yagouaroundi (jaguarundi), 2714 nucleotides long. RefSeq lists its product as uncharacterized. The transcript is spliced from 2 exons. Lineage: Eukaryota; Metazoa; Chordata; Mammalia; Carnivora; Felidae. Bases 1369 to 2292 code for a protein of 307 amino acids. The record is from RefSeq and is a predicted model, not a curated record.
GGCACCUGCACGGGCGGGGAAGAGGACCGGCGAGUGCGCGUUAGGCCGGGACGCCCGGGACGCGGCAUCCCGGCGGGUCCUGGUGCCCCCCCUUCAAACUCGUCACGGCCCUCCUCCCGGACGGCUGCAGCCCAGCGGUUCCUUGGGCAUCCCGCGCCCUCCUUCCAAGUCCCGUCUGCGUCCCAGGCGCGGCUGGCUCUCCACAUCCAAUCUAUCUACAACUGCCCUUCUCUUCUGCUACUGGAUCCGGGGGUUAGAUUUCCCAGCGGGGCCGCUGCCCCUGCUCGUACCAACUCGACGACAGCACGAUACCUGGCCAACACGACGAAACCAGUACUGGCAUCCCCACCUCCCCAUUCCCUGGGAACGACGAGGCAGCGACCACCGUGCAUCCUCAGCCCCAGUUAGAGACCUCCCGACCUUCCCGGCAGCUCCCUUUUGCGAGAUUCUGGCCCCAAAUCCCUUCACCUCCCAGAGGAGUCUCGAGAUCCUCGUGCCCCUGCCACGGUCACUCCGAGACAAUUGUACGCCGCCUCUGACGCUGCGGAGGCGCACGGGCAUCCGAAGGCCUAGACCACGAAACGGUGCGGAGUUGGGGCUCAGUUCUCAGGGACCGGGGUUGCGUUUGGCCUCCCAGGCCUCAACAGCCCUAGAAAGGCGGACUGCGCAAUCGCAGUUGGGGGCGGGCGAGAAAAAGGCACUGUCAACUCGGGGCUUGCCCCACCCAAUCAGGAGGUGGAGAGGACCCAGGCACCUCGAGGUAUGAUGUUACCCAGUGUCUUCCCAAUGCCAGGGUUCCAGUUUCCAAGGGAAUUCUCAAGUGGGAACUACGAGAUUCAUGCAACUGAUUAUCCCCUCUCCUCCAAAUACGAUUCUAAGGAAAAUCUCCUUGAACUUUUCCCAUGGGAGAGAGCAAGACGGUUUCCAGGUAAAAGCAGAAACUUCGGCCUGACAUCUUUCUAUACGUUCCCAGGCUUACCCGCCUCCCUUCCAGCAGCCCUACCCCCAUCUCCACCCAGAACUCCCGCCCAGAUUCCCUUGCAGGCCACCCGGGGAAGCGUUUAAUUCGGUCUCCACCUCCCACCGCUGCGGAGACGAAUGCAUUUUCCAUCCCUCGGGAGUCUGUUCGCUAAGCAACUGUGAGGCUCGGGGCGUUUGUAGAGGCUGGGAACUCCAGGCAACCUGUAGCUCCGGGCAUCUCAUGCCGCACUGGCUGGUUUACAAACCCGCGGGGAAAGGUCUGGGUUCUGGCGCAGCGGCCCAGGCAACACUGCACCCACGCCGUGCAAAUGAGCGCACAGAGAGGAAUGGGGGGACGCGAGGCUUCCCGCCCCCUCGCCCCGGUGCCAGCUCCAGGAUGCGUGCGAAAUGGCUGGCGGCCCUGAGGAGCAGGGAGCCGCGGGGUUAAUGCGCCAUUCCAAAUCGAGGUGCCCGCCAGCAGGAAGCGACAGAGGCACCAGAUUUCCCUUCCGCAUUAAGAGGGUUUUUCCUUUUUUUUCCUGCUUGGCCGACGGAGAGCUUUUUAAAUUGGACGUGGAGAUCCUCAAUUAUAAGUGUGGAGAAGUUGGCAAAAGAGGAAACAGUGGAAAAGUCCCCCGCUUGGCCAGAGGAAGCUCCCGGCUCCCAUUCCCGCCCGCGGCCGGGUGCGGCGCAGGCCCGGAAAGCACGCUCCCACCUCCCCCGCGACAGGGAGGCGCAUUCUUCCCUCGGAGCAUCGCCGGGGCCGGCUCUACUCGGGGCGGCUCUUUAGUUCCCGGUAUCUGCUGGGCGAAGGAAGAGGCGGGGGGUUGGGGCCUCAGCACACACAGCGAUCUACUGGGACGCUUUUCUCAGAGCCCAUCUGGGCUCCCCAACUCCCCCCCCCCCCCCCGCCCCUUCCCUGUUUGUCCCCUAACCGCUUUCUCAAAGCACAGCUGCAAGACGUGUUUCCGCCUGCAACCAGCCGCCUUUGCUAUGCGCGCGAAUUGCUUAACGCGCUGCCUGCCACGUGCGGUAACCACGCUUUCCUCCCGAAGUCGGCUCCACCAGGUGCCCCCGCACCCAUUUUUGUACCCCACAGGACGCCUCCCCUCUGCGCCCCGGACCAUCGCCGCCCGCAGGGAAAGGGCGCGUCGCGGGCGCCCGCACCGGUGGUCCCCAGGCCCGCGGCGGAAAGGGCGCCCUGGAGAGCCGCAGUGCCGGCAAAAGCCGCGGCUUACGGUGGGGCGCUUCUGGGUUCCCAGCACCAGGGGGCACCAGAAACCGUCCGAGUCCUGUAGUGCCCACGCGAAAGAGGCUGCGUCGUCUUUUUAAGUAUAAAACCGGUGAACAAGCACCUCCCUACCUCAUUCCCCCUAAUACCAAAUUACUCCCGAAAAUUCCGGAUGUGUUCACCAGUGUGCCUGCUCUUCAGGCUCCGACCCUUCAUCCUCUCCCCAGUUUUCCCCUUCCCACCUCACCUGAGCUGGUGUCUCAGUAACCUUUUAGAAUUCCCCCUCCCCCAAUUCCCCGCAUCCUCGUGUUAGCUUCCCCGGGGGCGAGUGCCUCCGCCGCCCGUGCCCCCGCGCCUUCCUCUGUCUGGCAGGCUGGGAGGUUUGUUUGGGCAUUGCCUUCAAGAUCCAGGGCUCCGGGAGAGAAAAGGGAGGCGGGGUGGUGGGGGGCGUGCUGUAACUCCGAGUUUUCUUUUUGGGGUAGGGACACAAGUUGCUGAAAGAUGUAUUGCUUUUCUUAAGUGU